Danio aesculapii is the source of this 6942-nucleotide messenger RNA. It is a transcript of the gene arhgef12b, whose product is annotated as Rho guanine nucleotide exchange factor (GEF) 12b. NCBI's taxonomy places the organism in Eukaryota, Metazoa, Chordata, Actinopteri, Cypriniformes, Danionidae. Gene Ontology annotation, molecular function: guanyl-nucleotide exchange factor activity; G protein-coupled receptor binding. Gene Ontology annotation, cellular component: cytoplasm. The transcript is spliced from 39 exons. The coding region runs from base 1359 to 5654 and encodes 1431 amino acids. The record is from RefSeq and is a predicted model, not a curated record. Gene Ontology annotation, biological process: G protein-coupled receptor signaling pathway.
GCGGCGUAGGAAUCCGGGAUGUGAUUUUACCGAAAGUCAGGAAUUAUCUGGAUUUUUGUGAUUUUUUUUUCUUAAUCGUUUUUAAUCUUCGCACAGCGCGAAACUGACACUUAAGACAACACAUAUGUGUGUGCUUUCUGUAUCUGCGUUUGUAUAGAGACGGAAUCCUUGUUGUGCACUUUUUGGUGGAAAAAGAACGGCUAAAAACUACUGAAUUUCGGAAAACAUGGAGACAAGAAGGGAAGGACCCGACUAGAGCAAAGUUUCCAAACAAAUUAUUCCACGAAAAGAGGGAUUCCGUGCGCGAGAGGAAAAUAUGUGUGGCGCAUCCGUCAACUUUGGAUUGUAUUUCACUGCCGCUUUGAUACGACGCUGUUUUGAGCAGAAUUCCUGAAAUUGGGAACUACACCGCUGCUCCUAGCUCAAACAGCCAACGAUCUGUAAAGUUUUCUCCCUGUGUUAUAGCGGAAAAUGUGGGAAUUCUGGGAGUUGGACUAGGUUGUGGACAGAAAUUACGAUGAUAUGUUGAACACUGUGGAUGCUUUAAUCCACCCGUUGAACGAAUUUUCCCCACAUUUCCUCACAUUGGAGUGGUCAGGAUACAUUCUUCUGGAGGAAAAAGUCUUUUCAGCGUGUUGGGGGCCUAAAAAGAUGUAUCUUUAGUUCACAGACUUACCAGUUCAUCAUUUAUUUGCAAAUUGACGUUUUUUGCAGUACGAAAUAUUCCGUGUAUGGGAUUAGGUUCAGUUGAGGAAUGUCGAGUUGGACGUAUUUCAGUGAGGGAAAUGAUAGAAAGCCGUCGAGACGUACAAAGUAGCAUUUGAGACUGUAAAAUGAGCGAAGAGCUUUUGGACUGAAGCGAAAUGCAGCCGGGCGGUCUCGUUCCUUCCUAAGGCAUCAAAUUAACUAAAUAUUGCUUUUCUGGCUUGACUUCCAGCGCUGGUUUGGGAUUGAAAGGGGGUGACUGUGUCCAGACAUAGGCGAGGGAAGCCUGUCGGUCUGUGUGGUGGCAUUCUGGCUGGGAAAAUGAUGAAGCGUCUCAAACAGGCAGAAAGAGUUGUUCUCCAUUGAUCAUCUGUGUUUGCGUUUCGCAUCGAUUUUCUUUCGCUAGCUCUUGUGUUGUGUACGGUCAAAUGACCCAGACUACUGAAACCAACCCAGACAAAACGUGGAAAUAUAAAACAUAAGCUUCUUUGCUUUCAUCCAAGAGGAAACAUUCCCAUACACAUCAAGACGGAACUGUCAAAAUCCACCCAAUUGUUUUUUGUUUAUUAUUUUUCUUUCAAACACAAAUGUGUUUUACCAUGGUAAAAUGCUAAUUGGAUAAGAGCUGAAGAAAAUCAAGAAAGGAAAGCCCAAUGAGCGGCACACAGUCCACGCUUGCUGAGAGGUUUCCCAAAAAAGCGAGCAGGACAGGAAGUAUUCUCAGCAAGGACCAUCCCCCAGAUAAAAAGCCCAAAAGCGACAAGGCGUCAGUCCCCCUCUCGCAUGAGUUUGACCCCACAGGGCUUGUGCAGCGUUGUGUUAUCAUCCAGAAAGAUGAGAAUGGCUUUGGGCUGACAGUGAGCGGCGAUAACCCUGUGUUUGUACAGCUUGUAAAAGAGGAUGGAGCUGCCAUGCGAGCUGGUGUUCAGACUGGUGACCGGAUCAUAAAGGUCAAUGGGACGUUAGUUACACAUUCAAAUCAUGUAGAAGUUGUAAAGCUAAUAAAAUCGGGUUCGUAUGUGGCCCUGACGGUGCUGGGGAGACCGCCGGGCCUGCCUCAGAUCCCCCUGUCAGACGGCGAGGGGGAAGAAGGGCCUCUGUUCUCUCUCAGCUCCCCUCACUCCCCAGGGCCCAUCGGACCCGAGCGCUCCUGUUCCUCCCCCAGCCCCUCAGAGCGAAAAGCAGCCUCUCUGCCUCUAUGGGCCAUGACAGAGGACUACAGAAACCCUACAUCUAAACUACUGAAGGAAAUCCAGGACGCCAAGAAGCACAUUCCACAGAACCAGGAGCAGCUCAGCAAACCCACUGCUACUGGACAGGAUGGAUCUGUAUCUCCGAGACCAGGUGAAGGAGAGCUGGAGGAUGGAGGUGGAGAUUUGGAUAGACCCCCUUCCUGGCAGGGUGAUGCUGGGACGGAGCCAUUGUGGACCAACAAUAACACGACUCCUGUCACUCCUUAUCCUUUCCCAGAGAUCCCAUGCCAAAGAGAGACACCCUGCCACAGCCCAAAGACCACACCUCGAGACGGAUUCAACUCCUUACCCUCGCCGGAUGCAGAAGACACACCUGACCAAGAUUCUCAGUCAAGUGUAGGGAGCCCUUCCUCUCGUCCUGUAGCACACAUCAUCGGUGCUGAGGAUGAAGACUUUGACACGGAGCAGGAACAGAUGAAUGGCCAGUGUAGCUGUUUUCAGAGCAUAGACCUCCUGAAAUCUCGGCCUGCUCACCUGGCAGCUUUCAUCCAUCACGUGGUCUCUCAGUUUGACCCUGCGCCGCUGCUGUGCUACCUCUACGCUGAUCUUUACAAACAAACCAGCACCAAAGAGACACGACGAAUCCUCAUGGAUACCUUCUUCAUAGACAAAACAGCUAACUUGAAAGUAGCAGUACCCGAAUCCAUCAUCUCUGACCUGGAGCGGACUGCACACUCAAUCAAUGCAGAGCGGAAGAGGCCGGAGCCAAUCUCAGAGGACGUACACCGACAAUAUGUGCAGCAACUGCAGGACACCCUUCUAACUGACAUUCAGAAGAACCUAGAAGACUUCAGACACAAGCGCAGUAUGGGUCUGACAUUGGCUGAAGCUGAACUAGCCCGUCUGGAUACAGAGAGAAUGAGAGAUCGUGUCGCUUUGGAAAAAGAGCGAUCCUGUGCAGAGCACAUCCUUUCUAAGAUAGAGGAAGUCCUAUUGACGUCACAGGCCACAGAGGAAGAUAAGUGUAGCACAAUGCAAUUUGUGAUACUAUCGUAUAUGAAACAACUUGGUGUGAAAGUGAAGGAGUCACGAGGGCUGGACCACAAACCCAAACUAAUGAAUCCAUUCCAUAAGAUAAAGAAAAGUAUGAAGCCCGAGAAGGACGGAAGUGAGGAGAAAGCAAAGAAAACAAUAUUUUCUAAUGUCUUUCCUCAAAGACGACCAAGCAAGAUUGACGCUUCAUCACUCAGCAAAGCUCUAGAGCCGAAGCAGCGUCCGGCAAAGCCUCAGCUGCCUCUGGGCACUGGAGAGCAGGCAGAUGGGUCAUCUCCUCCUAUACGGGGCAGUCAGUCCAGCGAGGGCUCAGAUGGCACCAAUGCCCUGAUCAUGUCACCGCCUUACAGCGCUCCAGCAGGACAGGGCACAGACGCCAUCAACCGAGAGUCUGAGACAGGGGGACUUCCCUCUUCUGCACUGGCCAGGCUGGGAGAGGGCACUGUCUCAGGGGAUUCGCAGGACUCUUCGUCUUUAAACACUCACUUUGACUUCAGCACUUGCACACUGGAGAAUCUACAGGAGGAGGAAGCUGAGACCGAAAAGAUGCAGGACUCUGGCACCCCCAGGCCUGACAGGAGCAGGUUGGAUCCACUGGGCUCUGGAGAGGUGCAGAGUGAAGAUGAUCAGUGUGUUGAAGCCGAGCUCGAGCCUCCAAACUGGCAGACACUAGUGAGCAGAGAAAUCCUGUCCACACUCACGCCUCAGGAAAUUAAGAGACAGGAAGUCAUCAAUGAGCUGUUCUACACGGAGCGAGCACACGUUCGAAUGAUGAAGGUUCUGGAGAAUUUAUUUUACCAGCCGCUAAUCAGAGACGCCAUCCUUCCUCCCGCAGACAUCAAAAACAUCUUCAGCAACCUGGAGGAGAUCGUUCAGCUGCACUUGUCUUUAACCGAACAAAUGGCCGCCGUACGGAAGAAGAACGAGACCGCUCUCAUUGACUCAAUAGGAGAUGAUCUACUUUCCUGGUUUAGUGAAGAAGAGGAGGAUAAGAUCAAGAGAGCGGUAGGCACAUACUGCAGUAACCAGCCCUUCGCCCUGGAGCUCAUCAAGAGCAAGCAGAAGAAAGACCAGCGCUUCAAUGCCUUCAUACAGGAGGCUGAGAGCAACCGUCAUUGUCGCAGGCUGCAGUUAAAAGACAUUAUUCCUGUGGAGACGUUACGACUCACAAAGUAUCCGCUUCUGCUGGAGAACAUCGCCAAAUACACAGAGGACACAGAGGAGAGAAGUAAAGUGAAACGGGCUGGCGAAUGCUGCAGAAAGAUCCUCACUCACGUGAACCAGGAGGUGAAGGAAGCCGAAAACAAGCAGAGAUUGGAGGACUACCAGAGACGACUAGACCUGUCCUCACUGAAGCAGAGUGAAAACACCAUGAUCGCAGAGUUUAAGAGCUUGGACUUGACCAAGAGGAAGAUGGUGCAUGAGGGGCCGCUGUCCUGGAAGGUCAACAAAGACAAGACCAUUGAGCUGUACACGUUGCUGCUGGAGGAUAUAUUGGUGCUACUUCAAAGGCAGGAUGAGAAGCUGAUCUUAAAAUGCCACAGUAAGAAUCUGGCGGGCACCGCUGAGACCAAACACAUCUUCAGCCCCAUCAUCAAGCUCAGCACUGUGAUGGUGCGCUCCGUUGCCACCGACAACAGGUCGUUCUUUGUGCUGUCCAUGUCUGAUAAUGGAGCUCAGAUCUAUGAGCUGAUGGCCCAGACCGUAUCAGAGCAAAAGACGUGGCAGUGUCUGAUCACACAAAGAGCAGACUGCAUGAAGACCAAACUAGACAACAUCAUUCCAUUACCUCAGGCUGACGGGGAACGUGAAGAGGUGGAGUUGAUCAACUCUGGUGUUCAGAAGCUAAGCAAAGACACUGAACCCAUUACUUUAGCGAGCAUCCAGUCUCCAGUAGAAAAAGACGACACUGAGGUCAUCCCAACCCCACCACCGAGCACCAACCCCUUUGAGACCAAAUCUGACGAGGAGGCUGAAGAAGAGGAGGAAAACUCUCUCCAGGACCAGGCUGAAGACGAUGAAGCGUUUGUUGUGGCAGAUCCGAGUGAUCGACUGACGUUCCUGAAGCAGCGCUGCAGACUCGGCAUCGCCAUUGAUGAGGACGAGGCUGAGGCCUUCGAGCUGCAGCCGCUUAUAGCUGAUGAAGCUCUCAGGACACUGGCAACAUUGAGGCAACUCCUGAUCAACCAGUUUUCCGGUCAGGAGGACGCAGACAGAGAGAACAAGAGUGAAGAUCAACAGGAGCAUAUAGAGAGGACGUGUCCUCAGCAGGGCUCAGACGACAGCGAUGUGAACCGGUCUACACUUGAGAACGGCUCAGACAGAGGAGAGAAUCCACAGGAGCUGCCAUCCGGAGACACCGGCUUCUUUGAGACGUCUGAAGAUUGUGUGUCUGCAGGCACUUAUAUGGUGCUGGAGGUGUUUGGAGGCUCAGGCGAGAGCAGCACAGAUGACGAUGCGCAGGGCUGCAGUGUGGAGCCCGUGGCUGGAGGAGAUUCAGGCAUCGACUUGAAGAAGCUCCUGUCUUCAUCUUCGCAGAGCACUGAAGGACCCAACAUCAACAGACAGAUCAUGACACACUUACGUCUACUACAGCGCAACCUGCAGCAGCUGAAGGAGACCGAAAUCAAGUAUAACCAGCUACGCCAAAGGCUAUCAGAGGAAACAGCUACUGACACAGAGGAAAACACAGAUAAAAGUUAGUGAAGCGGAGCUGUUGUUCUGUUUAUUGAGAUUGGAGGACACAGAGCUGCUCCUCCUCCAACAGCAGAUACACAGACUGAAUGACCAGGAGAUCUGGAGUUUGUUUGCUCCAAACAUCUGUCCGUCUGCACACCAGCAUAUAGACGAGUGCAUAUCAUGUUGCUCACAAACACGUUUCAUCACCUCUCACUUCAUUCAGAAGAUAAAGAAAAACAUCGCUGUCCUGAUGAAGCAGGCCGAAUGAGAAGAAAACCACAGCAUUUGAGGGUAAACUUGAGCAUUGAUCUGUAAAUCUCCCCCCAGGUUGAAUGAUUGUUUUUCCCGAAGUUUGAUUGGGUGGCAUUAAUCAUUAUUAGCCAAUGAAAGUCCAGCAUGAGUGGUUGGUAAGGUAGUGCCACAGAUCUCACAAGAGCAGUGAGUUCACAUAAACUGAAUGCCAGACUAGUGUUCGGCAUGCGGUGUAUGUGACGUUAUUGAUUUGACAUGAGCGGCGAAUGGUGUUGAACGUCCUGUAAUGCUGGAACAGGUGAUUAGAGCCGUGUGGAGUAUACUAACGGCGAAUGAAACUAGCGUGAGGAUGAUGAUUGUGGUGGUGUCUCUCCUCAUUCCUCCUCUCUUAAUAAACCACAUGCUAUUUAAUGAAGCUACUGAAAGCGUUUUCUCGGGCUUGCGGCCGUGGGAAGAGCAGACCUUUUGUAAUGUCGUCGGGUUUGGGCUGAUGUGACCCUUUCCGAUUUACUUGGUUUUAAGAAUGAAGUUGAAUAGAAAGAAGCUUCAGUGCAGGAACUUGAUGAAGACCCUUAACGGUCUAUUUUAAAUGUAAUGUAUUGUACAAUUAUGACCAACACUGCAUCUCUUACAGAGACUCGAUUUAUUAUUUUAUUUCUUCUUUUGCAUCUAAAGCGUUCAGUCAUGUAUUAUUUUAACAGAAACUACUAAAAAAAAAGAAAGAAGAGAAAUGAAAGACUGCAAGGUAUCCUUUAAUAUUAAUGUAAUCUGUAUUUUUAUUCUUCUGUCUAGACGUUUGAGGUAUUUUAUUAUAUUAUUGAACAUUAAUAUGGUCUUGGCGUUCUGUUGAGAACAUGAAAUAGCUCUAAUAGACGAGAUUCUAUUCAAUUUGACUGAACUGACGUAUUGUUCGAAAUGGGAAGUUGCACAUUGUGUCUUCAUUUGAUCACAUUUACCUUUUGCGGAGAGUGGGAAGGAUGUUUUGGAUUUUUGACCAAAAAGGAAAUUACACAAACAUCUGUAGCAAAAAAAUGUAUUCAAUAAACUGGAAACACAAACA